Prunus mume (Japanese apricot) is the source of this 888-nucleotide messenger RNA. RefSeq names its product brassinosteroid-responsive RING protein 1. Lineage: Eukaryota; Viridiplantae; Streptophyta; Magnoliopsida; Rosales; Rosaceae. Gene Ontology annotation, molecular function: ubiquitin protein ligase activity. Gene Ontology annotation, biological process: protein ubiquitination. The record is from RefSeq and is a predicted model, not a curated record.
GAAGCUUCCACUUAAGGCCUUCCUUAUUUCGGCAUUCUCUCUCUCCCUCUAUAAAAGCCUUCGCCUUCAGGCAACGAACCCCAGUUUCUCUCUCUCUCUCUCUCUCUCUCUCUCUCUCUCUCAAUAUAACCCACUUUCUCUCUCUAGCCUCCAUGGGCUUCCCAGUGGGAUACACAGAGGUCUUCUUUCCCAACAUCUUUCUCCACACACUCUCUCUUCUGGGUUUCAUCCGAAACCUCAUUUUCUCGCUCUUCUACUUUCUGGGUCUCUCCGAAUUUCUCGAAACCGACGUCGUUUGGCCAGAGACCAGGACCCGUAUGCCCGAAAACCCGCCCGUAUCGGCCCUCCUGAUCCGGGAAUUCCUGCCCGUGAUUAAGUUUCGGGACCUAGCCGGAGACCGCCCGGAAAACUGUGCCGUUUGCCUGUACGAGUUUGAGGUCGAGGAGGAGAUCAGGUGUUUGACGAAUUGCAAGCACAUUUUUCACAGGGCGUGUUUGGACCGUUGGAUGGACCAUGAUCAGAAGACGUGCCCUCUUUGUAGGACGCCCUUCGUGCCUGAUGAGAUGAGCGAUGAGUUUAAUCAACGGCUCUGGGCUGCCUCUGAGAUUCACCAUGAAUUUUACAGUGAGUACAGUUCGGUUUGAGGCUGCAGGAAUUUGUGGUUUUUUCACUUUUUUACUUUUUUUAUUCCGGUGGCAUGCUGCGGAGGCAAUGAAAUGUAUAUAUACAUGACAAAUUUGGUACCUAAAUACAUGAAAAUUUGGUGCCUUAUUUGAAGAAGAAGAAGAAGAAAAAAGAAGACAGAGAAGAGAGAAAAUUUUGGAUAAUUUCUCUUUGUUUUUGUAUAUUUUUUAUAUAUUGAAAUACAAAUGCUAUGAUUCUCCAUCU